AUGGCGACAAACGCGAAGAAGUCUCCGAGUGACUUCCUGCAGAAAGUUAUCGGGCAGCGUGUUGUGGUUCGCCUCAGCAAUGGAACAGACUACCGAGGUGUCUUGACGUGUCUGGACGACCGCAUGAACAUCGCAAUGGACAAAACGGAGGAAUUCGUUGACGGGAACUUCGUCGCCGCGUACGGCCUGUCGUUGAUCCGUGGCAACAACGUGCUGUACAUCAGCGCGGUGGACGAGACGCAGACGUAG
Neospora caninum is the source of this 249-nucleotide messenger RNA. RefSeq names its product U6 snRNA-associated Sm-like protein LSm6,related. Gene Ontology annotation, biological process: mRNA splicing, via spliceosome; maturation of SSU-rRNA. The record is from RefSeq and is a predicted model, not a curated record. The transcript has 3 exons. NCBI's taxonomy places the organism in Eukaryota, Apicomplexa, Conoidasida, Eucoccidiorida, Sarcocystidae. Gene Ontology annotation, molecular function: RNA binding. The coding region runs from base 1 to 249 and encodes 82 amino acids. Gene Ontology annotation, cellular component: U4/U6 x U5 tri-snRNP complex; U6 snRNP; P-body.